AUGGCGGAUACAGUAUCAAGGGCAAGGAGCGAGGCAAGAAAAAAGAAAAUUUUAGAGAAUGCUGAGAAGAGAAUAAAUCGCCUUUAUAGUCGACAAACAGGAGAUCAGGAAAAAGACCAUGAAGGAGACACUGAGAACAAAUCAGCUGAGAGUGGAGAAUGGCAGUGUGACAAGUGUGGUAACAUCAAUUUUGGAAGCAGAAAGGCCUGUUUAUUAUGUAGAGGCAAACAAAUGACAGAUGAGAAAAACAUUUCAGACAGACAGCAUGAGAUUGAUCAAAGUAUGAAAAACAUAGAAGAAACUGCAGAAAAAUCAGAGGCAGGAGAUUCACAAGAAAGACCCCUGUCAAUAUCUAGGCCUUAUCAAAGCGAAGUCCGGCAACGAAAGAGUCCUAAUACUGUAAAGUUACAAAGAGUAGAUGUCCAACGUGAAGCCAACCAGGUGCCAUUACCUCAGUCAACCAACGUCCAACCUUCCUGGAAAUCUACAUACUCCCAGGGUCAGCUGUUUGAAAUGUAUCGCAUACUGGGCUGCAUUUUGAUAGCAUUUGUCAGUCGAAUGGUCUUAAAAUCUGGAUAUGGAUUAUUUUAUUUUGAGACAAUAUUUUUACCUUUUACUGCCUUUCAAACAGGCUUGCAUCUCUUCAAAAACAAUUUUUUAAAGGAUGUGCAUAUAUACCAAAGACAAAACAUCAUGUCUACUGCCUUAAUGUUGUGUGGUAUUUCACCCCACCUGAUCCAUACUUACAGCAGAAUCAUGGGAUAUGUCAAAGCCAUGACUGAAGAUCUCUUUUUCUUCUUGUUUGUGUUUUUUGCAUGUGGAUUUUUUAUAUGAGCCAAAUAUAAUUGUAAAAUAAGUAA
This is a messenger RNA of Saccostrea echinata, 860 nucleotides long. Its product is annotated as guided entry of tail-anchored proteins factor CAMLG-like. The record is from RefSeq and is a predicted model, not a curated record. Gene Ontology annotation, biological process: tail-anchored membrane protein insertion into ER membrane. Lineage: Eukaryota; Metazoa; Mollusca; Bivalvia; Ostreida; Ostreidae. Gene Ontology annotation, cellular component: GET complex. The coding region runs from base 1 to 834 and encodes 277 amino acids. The transcript is spliced from 6 exons.